AUGGAUGGACAUUGGUUUUUGAAUUUCCCCACGAAUUCCAUGAUUUCAAAGCUACUAAGUUGCUCUCUUUUCCUUUUUUGCAUUCUUUGUAAGCUGGAUCAUGUUGAGUCCUGGACAUCAAGGAAUGAGACUGAAAUACAAGCAUUGCUGGCCAUCAAGGCUCGAAUACAAGUUGAUCCUUACGGGGUCUUCACCCCCUUGAAUGAUUCUCUACAUUUCUGCAACUGGCGAGGAGUGACAUGCGGUCGACGACAUCAAAGAGUGACUGCAUUGUAUUUAUCAUCACUCAAGUUGGGAGGUGACCUUUCUCCUCACAUAGCCAACCUCACCUUCCUUAGGGUGAUCGAUCUCGGGAACAACAGCUUUCAUGGAACAUCUCCUCUCCUUCAUCUUUCCCUGAAGCAGAACCACCUUGAAGGAAACAUUCCUAGUAAGCUUGGGCAGCUCUCAAACUUGAAAUUUCUGCAGUUGUCUUUAAACUUCUCUGGUACAGUUCCGAAACAACUAUAUAAUAUCUCGACCAUAUCUCUCUUUUCAUUAGCUGGUAACCAGUUGCAUGGCCAAAUCCCUCCUUAUAUAGGCUUGAUUCUUUCUAAUCUUGAGGGCAUUUAUCUUGGGGGAAACAAGUUUUCAGGGCCAAUUCCAACAUCAAUAGUCAAUUGCUCAAGGCUCAUACAACUUGAUAUGGGUUUGAAUUCUUUGUCCGGGACAAUACCAAAGAAUUUCGGAAGCCUGCAAAAUAUACAAAUCUUAAACCUUGGCCACAACUUCCUUGAGAGUUCCAAUGAUUUAAGUUUUUUCACCUCAUUGAUUAAUUGCACCAAUCUUAGUCGAUUAUGGUUAUCCAAAAACAGCCUCACAGGCGUUUUGCUUUAUUCAAUUGGGAACCUCUCCACAAAUCUCAUUCAAUUGAGGAUAAAUUCUAAUUAUAUAUCCGGUAUGGUACCGAAAGAGAUAGGAAACCUUGUAGGCUUGGAGUUCCUUGGAUUAUAUGAAAACAUGUUCACAGGCAUUAUCCCUGAUUCUAUUGGAAAAUUUUCCGAACUGAAAUAUUUCUAUGGUUACAGAAACGGUAUCAUAGGGGAAAUUUCUUAUUCUUUGGGAAAUCUAACCCAACUAAUUGUCCUCAGUCUAAUUGAUAACUUGUUUGGCGGAGAAAUAGCUGCAUCUUUGGGUAACUGCAUUCGCUUGGAAAGAUUGGAUCUUUCAAUGAAUCGUCUUAGUGGCACCAUUCCAAAGGAAGCAAUCGGAAUUAUUCCUUCUUCAUUCCGAAAACUAAGAAGAUUACAAGUUCUUGAUGUUUCCCACAAUAAUCUGUCAGGUCUAAUACCAGAAUUUCUAGCUGAACUUCCUCUUUCCAAUCUCAACUUUCUCAAUACUUCAAUGGCAAAGUGCCGACCAAAGGAGUGUUUGACAACAUCAGUGCAUUCUCGGUUGUUGGAAACGAAUCAUGCGGAGGGAUUAAGGCACUUCGAUUGCCUGAUUGCCCUAAAGAAAUUGUAA
Hibiscus syriacus is the source of this 1503-nucleotide messenger RNA. Its product is annotated as probable LRR receptor-like serine/threonine-protein kinase At3g47570. The record is from RefSeq and is a predicted model, not a curated record. NCBI's taxonomy places the organism in Eukaryota, Viridiplantae, Streptophyta, Magnoliopsida, Malvales, Malvaceae. Gene Ontology annotation, cellular component: plasma membrane. Bases 1 to 1503 code for a protein of 500 amino acids. The transcript is spliced from 3 exons. Gene Ontology annotation, molecular function: protein binding.